UAAAAGCUUUUAACUAAAUUCCUGCCUGUCAGAUGUAGGCCCCAUUUUGAGCGUGGAGCUGCCUUCGAGCGAGCGUGAGCGGCGCCUCCCGCCCAUGGUGCGUGGGGCCGGGCCGGGGGCCUCGCUGAGCGCGCUCUCCCACCCCGCAGGCGCCUCCAGCAUGGCGGCGGCCGAGGUGCCCGGCUACCUCGUGUCUCCCCAGGCGGAGAAGCACCGGCGGGCCCGCAACUGGACGGACGCCGAGAUGCGCGGCCUCAUGCUGGUCUGGGAGGAGUUCUUCGACGAGCUCAAGCAGACCAAGCGCAACGCCAAGGUGUACGAGAAGAUGGCCAGCAAGCUCUUCGAGAUGACCGGCGAGCGCAGGCUGGGCGAGGAGAUCAAGAUCAAGAUCACCAACAUGACCUUCCAGUACAGGAAAUUAAAAUGCAUGACAGAUAGCGAGUCCGCCCCGCCCGACUGGCCCUAUUACCUAGCCAUUGAUGGGAUUCUGGCCAAGGUCCCCGAGUCCUGUGAUGGCAAACUGCCGGACAGCCAGCCGCCGGGGCCCUCCACGUCCCAGACCGAGGCGUCCCUGUCGCCGCCCGCUAAGUCCACCCCUCUGUACUUCCCGUAUAACCAGUGCUCCUACGAAGGCCGCUUCGAGGAUGAUCGCUCCGACAGCUCCUCCAGCUUACUGUCCCUUAAGUUCAGGUCGGAGGAGCGGCCAGUGAAGAAGCGCAAGGUGCAGAGCUGCCACCUGCAGAAGAAGCAGCUGCGGCUGCUGGAGGCCAUGGUGGAGGAGCAGCGCCGGCUGAGCCGCGCUGUGGAGGAGACCUGCCGCGAGGUGCGCCGCGUGCUGGACCAGCAGCACAUCCUGCAGGUGCAGAGCCUGCAGCUGCAGGAGCGCAUGAUGAGUCUGCUGGAGAGGAUCAUCACCAAGUCCAGCGUCUAGGCCAGCAGGCGGCGGCGGCGGGGCCGGGCGGCUGGUGGUGCUGCUGGGGCCACCCAGGGCAGGCCACUCAGGCCAGGCGGGCAAGGGGGCCGCCCCGCGAGCGGAGACCGCCUUCCACCUGGCCUCUGGCGGGAUGUCCCUUCUGAGGGGUGUUUUGAGGAACCCCCAGGCCCUGGGGACCGUGAGGCUCCAGUCUCCAGCAUGAAUGCCCCUCCUCGGACACAGACCAGGGCCUCCGGGGUUCACUCCGAGGAAGAACGUCCUAGAGCCACUCUCCAGUCCCGUUACUAUCAAUGAUACUUGACGUGGCUUUGAUAUUAAAUGUAUACUUUUUCAUUCUUGCCUGGAACGCACGGUUUGCUGUUGCUGGCUUGGUGAGGAUGCCCUGAUUGAUGGAUCCCGAAAAUGAAAGCAGAUGGAAACGGGUCAGGGCAGGCUGGAGCUGGGGGAGCUCUCUCCUGAAGGGAACCCUGUGUCCUCCCUCACCAGGACCUCUGCGUCUCUCCUUAAAUGGCCUCAGACGUCUGAUGAAAACCCCAGGGACCUUCCAGGAGGCUUUUAUUCAGCUCUGUUUGGAGCAUCAGGUGUUUCCACUGCCUCCUUAGCAAUGACACUAAUAAAAGUCGUAACACCUGCUCACAUGCA
Molecule: messenger RNA, 1576 nt
Organism: Pongo pygmaeus (Bornean orangutan)
Lineage: Eukaryota; Metazoa; Chordata; Mammalia; Primates; Hominidae
Gene: MSANTD1
Product: Myb/SANT DNA binding domain containing 1
Exons: 3
Coding region: 95-931 (278 amino acids)
Biological process (GO): positive regulation of DNA-templated transcription
Cellular component (GO): nuclear body
Source: RefSeq, a predicted model, not a curated record